Molecule: messenger RNA, 879 nt
Organism: Anastrepha obliqua
Lineage: Eukaryota; Metazoa; Arthropoda; Insecta; Diptera; Tephritidae
Product: putative nuclease HARBI1
Exons: 3
Coding region: 91-879 (262 amino acids)
Source: RefSeq, a predicted model, not a curated record
UUUAAAAUAAUUGAUAGUGAGUUGGUCACAUAUUAUUUAAAAAAAAGGUUAAGGGAAAAUAAAAUAAUUUUAAGCGUUGCUGCCAAUUUAAUGCGUUCGCAAAGUGUAUGGUCUUUGGAACAUUCCAGUACCUUUUGGGAAGUAGACUGCCAGAGUAAUGGGGACAAGUUUUUCAAAAAUAAUUUCCGAAUGGAAAGAUCCUGCUUUGAAAAAUUGUGCAGCAAACUUGAAAAAAUAGCCAAAAGAAAAACGAACUAUCGAAACCCGAUUUUACUAAAAAAGCGCGUGGCAAUUGCUCUGUAUGCACUAGGAUCUUCUAGUGAAUACAGAUCAAUUGGACAUUUGUUUGGAGUAGGCAAAGCAACUGUUUGCAAAAUACUCAUCGAGUUUUGCAAUGAAGUUAGGACAUCUUUGGCUCCAAUAUAUUUGAAAAAUUUUCCACUGACAAGGGCGCAAAUUGAGAAUGGAGUCGCAGAUUUUAAUGCAAUGGGCUAUCCACAAUGUAUUGGAGCAAUAGAUGGAUGUCAUAUUGAAAUUCAUCCAAGAAAGGAAGAAGCCAUUGAUUACUACAAAUACAAAGGGUGGUAUUCCGUAGUACUAUUGGCUUUGGUAGACGCAAAAUAUAGAUUUGCUUAUAUACAUUGCGGCAGUCCUGGAAGAUGCAACGACUCCGGAAUUUUUGAAAAAUCAUCGCUAAAGCGCGAGUUGCAAAGUUGUGCACUUCUUGAUGAAUUGAGCUUGCUGUAUGGAUCCACAAAAAUACCAGUCCAUAUUAUAGGGGACUCUGCUUUUCGUCUCUCUCAGCAUUUAAUGAAGCCAUAUCCUACAAAGAGUCCAAUUGGUUUAAAUCUGAAAAACAACUUUUCACCAGAACAAUAA